Messenger RNA from Penicillium argentinense, 720 nucleotides. Its product is annotated as mitochondrial 54S ribosomal protein mL54. The transcript has 2 exons. Gene Ontology annotation, molecular function: structural constituent of ribosome. Bases 1 to 720 code for a protein of 239 amino acids. The record is from RefSeq and is a predicted model, not a curated record. Gene Ontology annotation, cellular component: mitochondrial large ribosomal subunit. NCBI's taxonomy places the organism in Eukaryota, Fungi, Ascomycota, Eurotiomycetes, Eurotiales, Aspergillaceae.
AUGAUCUGCCGAAGCUGCCGGACCAGUAUGUUCUCGCGGCUCCCGCAAAAACAGGCCGCGACAUGGACCGCAUCAUUAUCCUCGCGACAAUUGCCAAUUGCCCGCAGCCAAUUCCGCUCCUACAGUGACAACAACCCUCCCGUGGCUGCUCCUCCUUCCCCCUCCGCCCCCCGCCAGCCUGCCGCCGGUGACAGCACCACUCCCUCCGCCAUCUCCUCCGCAACCCCCGGCAUUUCGCAGCCGUUGAGCACCCCCGAGACCGUCCAUGUGAACCCGGUCUCUACGCCCAAGCCGGCUCAACGUCCGCCGAGCAGCUGCCCGGCCGGCACAAAGAUGAACGGUCUGAACUACUUCAAGAACAAGCCUGACGUGGUCGCCAAGGAAGACCACGAGUACCCGGACUGGCUCUGGGAUCUGCUGGGUGAUUCCAGCAAGCAGGCCAAGGAGAAGAAGGGUGGCAUUGACCUGAGCACGCUGAACAAGAAGCAACGAAAGCGCUACGAAAAGAAGCUCGCCGCUCGCACCGAAAAACUCCCGCCCAAGAUUCCCGCCCACCACCACUCCCACGACAUCACACCUGCUCUGUACAACCGCGAAGCGCCGGCCGAUACCCUGAACGAAGCCACCGACGGCCAGGACAUGCGGAUGGAGGUGACUAAGAGUGCGCGCGAGGCGCGCCGGAAGGCGAUCAAGGAAUCGAACUUCUUGCGCGGCCUGUAA